Molecule: messenger RNA, 6717 nt
Organism: Monopterus albus (swamp eel)
Lineage: Eukaryota; Metazoa; Chordata; Actinopteri; Synbranchiformes; Synbranchidae
Gene: fgf11b
Product: fibroblast growth factor 11b
Exons: 5
Coding region: 796-1539 (247 amino acids)
Molecular function (GO): growth factor activity
Source: RefSeq, a predicted model, not a curated record
GGAGGCAGAAGAGGAAUCUUUGUCUGUCUGUGUCCAUGUCUCAGCUCUGCUCUUGGCUUCAUUUCCACAAAGGCCGUCAACGUCCCGCCUGCUCCUCUACCUCUGGAUUUAAGUCGGCUGGAUUACCGCUUGGACUGUCAGCUCAUUAUUCCAUGCAGCCACGUUUAAAUGGAGGGCAAAGUUGGACCUCAGUGGAUUGCACAAAUGGUGACAAACUGUGUGAUUUUUCUUGCGCUUUUAAGACAUUCCUAGCAGUCAUAAUGCUUUCAAUUGUCUUUUGUAAAAGUGUUUUUAUAUGUAAAAUAUUUUGAGCUCCUCCUAUUUGGUAUUGUCUAUUUAAAAUAGGUUAGUUAUUUUGCAGUAUACUAUUUUAAACUUGGCUAUUGAGGUGCACUUUGAUGAGAAAGAUGAGUGGGGAAGAGGGGUAGAACUAUUUUCAUUUCAAAAGUCAGUCAUUCUAACAGUGGACUUUAUUAUUUUUAAGAGGGAAAAUGUGACUGUUGCAUUUUUCAUGUGUUUUGUUAGUCAGAUUUUUAUUUUUGUGGUUUAUUUUUUGAGUGGAGCCUUUAUGUUAGGCUGCAGGUGAACUUGAACCUUUUCCAGUUCUUCUCUCUCCAAGGAAACGCUCAAACUAAACUAUUCCCUUAACCCACUUAGACGCCCAAACUCCCCUGUGGGGGCUCCUCUAAAACCCCCAUCCUACUUUAGUUUUGUUGAGGAAAGCAAAAGCCACAGCAUCUGAGGGGGGUACUAGGAAAGAAGACACCCCCCUCCCAAAGGUGAGAGGGGGGGAAAAUGGCAGCUCUCGCCAGCUCUCUCAUUAGACAGAAACGGGCAGUCAAAGACAAACAAACCAACCGACCGGUAGCCAGCAAGCGCAAGCCCUGCCCUAAGAGCAACAAGUCCUUGUGCCAGAAACAGAUCCUGGUCUUGAUCUCCAAAGUACGACUAUGUGGGGGUCGAAAAUGGCGAAAUGACAAAAGACCAGAGCCACAGCUGAAGGGCAUUAUUACCAGGUUAUACAGCCAACAUGGAUACUACCUGCAGAUGCAGCCUGAUGGCACCAUAGACAGCACAAGGGAUGAAAACAGCUCAUUUACACAGUUCAACGUAAUUCCAGUGGGACUGCGGAUUGUGGCAAUCCAGGGGGCAAAGACGGGGUUCUACCUUGCAAUGAAUAGUGAAGGAUAUCUCUAUACCUCAGAGCACUUCACGUCGGAGUGUAGGUUUAAGGAGAGUGUGUUUGAGAACUACUAUGUUACAUACUCCUCCAUGCUCUAUCGCCAGACCCAGUCUGGCCGCUCCUGGUAUAUCGGUAUCAGUCGUGACGGCCAGGUCAUGAAGGGCAACCGGGUAAAAAAGACCAAAGGAGCCGCACACUUCCUGCCCAAAGUUAUAGAGGUUGCAAUGUAUAAGGAGCCAUCAUUACAUGAGCUCGCCAGUGAACCAAUGAGUCCUCCUAGGAAGAAUGUGAAAACAUCAGAUUCACCAUCCCUAAAGAAUGGAUGGAAAGAAGCUCCCAAGGUUGAUGCCUCAUAGCACAGGAGACUGAGGGUGGGACAAAGGCAGGAAGUAACACUGGGAACAUCAUCACUGAUUAUGCACUGUGGCUGUGGGGAUUGUCCUCACUGGCCACCAUGUUCCAGAUGUGUACUACAAGAUGCUGAGGGAUAAAGGGUCAGCAGUCCAUCAGCAGCCAUGGAGGCCUAAGAGAGGAGUCCCCCCCUCACCUGUCACCACAGAAAGAAAUCCCAGGAACCAGAAGCAGAACUACUACCACCUCCCACUACCACCGUUUGUCUCUCUCUGCACCCGGUGAUUUCCUAAUGCACAGUCUUCUUCAUUUCUAUGCCAUACAUGAAGCUUCUUCAUGCCAAUGACAAUUUCAUCAUUAUUACAAGCCUACCCACCGACUGCUCUACUGUGGUAUAUAUUCACCACUCUCACAUUUCCAGUGCUGACUUGGCAUCAUAAUCCUCACCCAUGGGCCCCCUCUUGAGCACUACAGUUGGUUAGAGGGUGGCUCAGCCAGCUUUUGACCCACCAUCUGCAGACCAGCUAAGCUACUCAGCAAGGUCAACUAAAGCUCCAAGUGAAUCAAAACUGGAAAGAUAUCUGCAGGAACCUGGGUCAGGUCAGGUCAGCAGAGCAAGAUGAGAUGAAAUGCAUGGACAAAAUUAAAGAGUAGUUUAUGAAGCCAUUGUUUUUUUUUUUUUAAUCUUCUGAUAAUAAUUGCGAUUAAUGGCAGCCCAAAUGGAAGUACAUAGGAACAUGGAAAGUCUGCCUGUAAGAUAUGAGAAUAAUGGAAGGUAAUAGAAACAUUGGAUCAAAAUGAUUGUCAAAAAGUUGUCUGAAUGAAAGAGUGAGUAACAUCCUCCUUCCAGCCUUUCUUCUCUACCAGGUUACCAGAUAUAAUUGCACUAGUUCAUUAAAGACUAUUAAAUACAGAACAGAUCUGAGGUCAGUCAGCUGAUAAAUGUACUGUAUUGUAUACUUCACUCAGCAUAAAGCCAGAGGAACCUCUGAGCUGGAGCACUUGUUAUUCUGAGGAUGUCUGGCAGCUUAUUCACUUAUUAGCUUUAUUAAAUCACAUUGGAAGAGUCGCCUUAAAAAUGUCAUUUUUGAGUGAAUGGCUUGGUGUCAUCGUGUUUUAACCACUCUGUGUAGAUAUCUUCGGGAGUAUGGAUGCACUCUAAGAUUCUGCAUGUGAAUGAGUGCCCAUACAGAGGUUAGAUAGCAAUACUACAGGUAACCUCUACCAUGUCCAUAUGGCAGGACACAGCACCAUGUCUUUGAUAUGUCUGAGUCUGUGAACAGGUGAUACUUAGUGGGUCAGCCCUUGUGUACCCUUUUUACUGACUUAAGAGAGGCUGAGAACAUUUAAAACAGCAGAGAAGAGAGUCUCUGAGUAACAGCUAAUGCUUUGAUUUGCACUGGGUUUUUUCAAUCAGGGAGAAAAAAUAUGCAAUGAUGUGACAGAAGCUGAGGCUUCUACAUGGGAGCUAUCAGGUUAUUUCACUGCUGUCUGUUCUCAGGUGCUGACCGCUCUGGUAAGCCACUGAGUUAAAAAAAAACAACGUGUCACCGCAAUGUUCAGUCAGUGUGCAUCACUGUGCAAGUGAAUGUGCAUGGAUAACACACACAAACACAGACAGCAAGCAAAAAGUCCUUCCCUUGCUAUGUCAGGAAGAGAUGUAAAAGGCACAUUGUUAAAAUGCCAAUGACAAGUUCAGUGCACUGGGGAGGGUAUAUAUUUUUGAUGGUAACACAAUGUGAAGACAGGAUACAGAAUGUGAAACGGAGGCUUUAUGAAAGUGCUGUACUGAGGGCGACAAUAAGUCUGAUAUUGUGUUGGAGUGAAAAGAGGUCAGCAGUUAUUUUGAAAGAGUGAAGGAUUAGCAGGUGGCUUCUCAAGGAGUGUUGAUAAGGAAUUUCAACAAUAAAGUAAGCAAGUUUCUUGGCAGGCUUUUAUGCAGCAUGAAUAUGAUAAUGAAUGUAAGACAAAUAAGUAUAUACAGUGAGGCACUGUUGGCUAUUUAUGACAGGGGGUCUAUGGAGGAAAUUAGUUGGAAGGCUUAGUAUUUCUUCCAUCAAAUCUUUAAAUUUUCGGAGCUUUUCCAGAGGGAAUGUCAUUCAGUCCAAAUUUGAAUUUUGUCUGUGCAGCAGAUUUUGUAUUGUAGACCUACAAAUCUCUGUUUUUGAUGAGCUAAUGCUUCCUCUCCCUGGUGACUCUGGAACAGUCUAGUAUGGUUUUCUAACUCUGCACAAUUAACUACUGUAUGGUAUUGUAUUCUGAGCACAGGAGGUACUAUACAGGGUGUGUGUGCGGUGCUUGUUCUCAUGGUGUUAUGUUGUUUGUUCUCCAUUAGUGCUGAAACAUUGAAAUUUCCUAAUUGAGGGAUCAAUAAAGUACCUACCUACCUACCAUACAGUGCUACAGGCUUAUUUUAGCUGCCAGCACCCAUGUAGUUUCAACAUCUGUGUAGUCCAUCUUCAUUCCAGUUCACAUUCAAAGUUGAUUGUAAAUCUGUUCUAUAAGAGGACAGUCCUUCGAAGUGAAAAGCAGUGACUCCGGUGACAGCAAGGGAAUCCUGUAUGCCGAAAUGAUACAUAAAUGCACUUUUCCUCUUUGCCUAUAUAGCAAGGCUGCAACAAAUAAUACGUUCAUUGCUGAUUAAUCUGUCAAUUACUUCCUCAAUUAUAUCAAAACAAAUUUUUGUCUAAAAUGGUGAAACAGCAUCUUAUAAUUCCCCAAAGGUCAAAGAGGUUUCCUCUUUACCCAACUAACACUCCAAAGCCCAGAGAUAUUCAGUUUUCACCACAUUCCUUAAUAUGGCUAAUUGUUGCAUUGAUACUUUACAGUGCAGGGCAAAUACAAUGCAAGUAAACUUGUAGAAUUGACACCAACCAUGACAAAAAUGUCAGUUUGUCACUUUAUUAUACUAAAUAUGAAAUGCAGACAGGAACGGAACUUGUUAAGUAGUCUGAUGUGGAAAGUGACAUGAAGAACAAAGUAGGUCAAGGUUUUCACAAUGAAUGUAAAGGAUCUUGAGAGGUUGAAAGAAAAGUUAGUACAAUGAAGGCAACAGAAAGCAGUUGUGAAUUGAAACUUGAUAUGCCUUUGAUUUUAAAACAGGAGAAAAUGGCAGAGUAGAAGAGAUAUUAUGAGGAUUAUUGUUAUUGUAGUCUGAAGUCAGGAAGUGUUGUGUUUUGCCAUUGAGAAUGCAUUAAUGGAAGUCAGAUCUUACAGAGCAAACGGUGAGGCAGUAACAUGGAAAAGAAAAAGACUAAUUAGUUUGUGUACCCUCGCUUCAGAGGUUUAAAGUCAUAAUCCUUUUCCUACACAUCUUUUUAACCACAUCCUACAGCAACUACAGCCCAUUAACUUUCUUUCAACACUAUGUUGUCUGUGUGGGUGUAUACUUACAGUGUGUGUAUAAUGUCUGUAUGUGUGUGUAGCUACAGUAUGAUUAAGAGUGAGGGCAGACAAGACAGAGAGCCAAGGAGAAAAAGACAGGGCAUGAGACUGAAACUGUGAUCGAUAGAUCCAAUAAAACACAAACAAGAGAACAUUCACUCUGUGAUGGGUGCAAAAAUUUCCCCAAGGUCUCUCUGAGAGGGGGACAUCUAUUUGUUUAUAAUGAACUUGGAAGGCUGUUUGUUAUUUGAUUUCUACCUGUAAACUCAACAAAGAAGGCAGCUGGAAGGAUGAGUUUUCCUCAUUUCCUCUUGGCCUCUACAUCACACCUAACAAAGAGUUUUCUCUUGUUUGAAUCUAUGUGAGUGUCAGCAGUCAUACUGUCCUUUAAGAUAUGUACAGAUACAAUACCUGUUAAAGGUAACACAGGUGCAUAACAUAAACCACCUCCCCUAAAGACCCCUAAAGAGUAAAAAAAAAAAUGAAUAUGAAUAUGAAUCUUUUUUUGGCAACUGAAUUAUCCAAGCCAUCAAAAAUAAACUAUAAAUCAGUCCUUAAAUUAUAGUACAAAAUAAAUGCAUACCAUGCUCACUAGAGCAUGACACUUCAACAUGAUUGAGCCUUGCCUACAAUGCUGCAUUUUUCUAAUUAAAUACACUUUCAUUUUAAAAGGUACAACCCAGAAGCCAUUUCUUUUGUGUUUGUUGAGUAUUUCUGCUCCUGCAUCUCAUGUUUCUCCUGUUUAAGUGACAGGCUAGUUUGAGGAAUGCUACAAAAGUGAAGAAUGUAAAAUGUUCCCCUUGAUAUCUAUACAGCAUGACGGUGUGGGUCCAUGCAACAAAACCCAUUUGGAUGGAAGAAAUGUGCGUAACGUUUCCACUUUACUUACAUACAAGUAGUGUCUAAUGUAUUUUGUCAGGUCUGUUUAUUGUCUUUCAGUUGUUCCUUGUUUUCCUUUCAAAUGCAAACUCCUCAGAAGCAAAAUACAGAAUAGCUGUCUCUCUCAAAAUGUUCCUUUGUAUCUGGCAUGUUUUUGUCUUUGGUCAGCACUGUUGUUUUCACAACUGAAUUUCACCCAAACUGAAUUCCACUAUGCGUGGUGUGUGUUUGCUAAACAUGCAACGUAUUCAUGUGGAAAUGGCAGAACAACAACUCCUAAAGGCAACGUGUGUCCUGGCAAACCCAGUAAUGGCCUUGGUUGUCUCAAGGAUUAUGGUUACUCAAGUCUUCCAGGAAGUACCCACAACCUCUCUCUCCUGCUCUUUUGGACUCACUAUUCUGUCAAGCCAAUUUUCCUGUCUUCCGAAAAACUGACAAUAAAAACGAUUUAAAAGAACAAAAAAAAAAAAGCCAUAAAUAAAAUGGGCCUUGGCACUGAGGGAGAAGGCCUGAAUCCUCAGGCAGUGUUACCAGGGAUUUAGACACAUGUUGGACUCCUUACAGUAGGAGCCAAAGGAAGCAGGAUAAGCGUAACGCUUUUUUUGGACUACUCUGGGAAGCAGACAAGUGGGAAAGAAGAGGAGCAGUAUGCAUUGAAACCUACCAGCCUGCACUCGAGAAGGGAAAACAAAAAAAACUAGAGUGAGAAUUUGCAGGCUACAUAGGCAAUAAUAGCAGCUUACUGUCUAGGCUGGCAUGGGAUUUUUUUUGCAAAGCAUGCAUUUGUUACUGUUCAUUGGCUUAUUGGGGGCAAGUCCCUCUCUGUAUUAAAGACACAAGCCCUCAAUUCAUCCUCUCUCUGUGUUUGCCAUCUGAGCUGUGUACGUUUCUACAAUAACUCCUACAUGAAUUGAAAGGAG